AUGGAUAAAACAAAUUUCAAGGACAAGAGAAAGAAAAAUCAUAGAGAUAUCAAUGUUGAUACCCAAAUUCCCUGCCAAAUAUUUAAUUGUCCAAAUACUCAAUAUACAGAUUUAAACCGGCACAAAAGUCGCGUAAAAAUCUAUGGCAGAUUAGGAUUGACUGAUGACGAUAGAUAUGUUUUAAACUGUGCUGCUACUGUAAAUGAUAAACCAAUACACACGAACUUUUCCCAAGAUGUCGAAAUGUUGGCUGCUAAUGUAAAACUAACUGAAUCCCAAGGUAUUCAAGUCAAUCUUCAUGAAGACUUGAAAAAGAACAAAUUCAUGAAAAACAAAUACAGUCAAUGCAUGUGCAAAGAUACAGAUAAUGGACCAACUAUAUCAGGGAGUGAUAAGAAUAUUAAAGGCUGUGAAAGUCCCAUAGUUGUUAUAUCUGUGUAUUCAAAACAAGAUAAAGGUGACGCUUUAGAUCACACAAUUAAAAUUGAACAACCUCAAGUGACACUCAACGCGAAAAAAGGCAAAGAAACUAUUACUAAUAAACCAGAAUUUAAUAGGAAAUCACGUAUUGCUCAAAGUUUUCGCUUAACAUCACCGAAACCUAAGGAAAAUUUUCCUAAUAAUAGAGAGUAUCAGAAGGUAACUGACACGAAUUCUAGAUUUCAAAAUGUUGCGCGAAAUACAUCACCCAAACGCUUACAGAGCACAGAUAAAGAACAGAUCAAACAUUCAAAAACAGGUAUGUCUUAUAAAGAAGAAAUAAAAUCUAAGGCGAAUACAUCGAAAAAAUAUGACAAUAGGCAAGACUCAAAGAAUCAUAACGCAGAUAGAACAUUUGCGAAGAAAGCUAUUGUAGAUAGUUAUAUUUAUAGACUUGAUACUCCCGAGGGUAGAAGUAAAAAAUCAUCAAAUAAAUUUAUCCCUCCAAAAGACGACGUCUCGAAAGUAUCUGUCAAUAUCGACGGUGAUAAGGAGCGUUAUGAUUUAUUUUUCAAACAGAAUAAAUUUAACACAGACUUUGCUGUUAGAAGGACGCUUAAAAAUCAUGUUAAAAAUAAUAAGUCCUCUAUGGAAAAUAUUACUGACGUUCUGGAGAAAAGAAAAUAUUCUCAGUUGAGAUCGUCUUCCCCUGUAAACUUAAAUAGCAAGUUGAAUUUUUCUAUGAAAGUAAACGGUUCGGAAAACGUAAAACAGAAAGCGUCAAACCUUUACGUUCGAGACAGCAUUGAAAUAUCUCACAGACGAGGUAGUUCCGGUACUAAAAAAGCCAAUGGCGAGAGUAAAACUCAAAAACCCAAUGCUUCAAAACAAACGAAGCAGUUUACAACACCAAUAAAACACUAUCGCGGCGAUGAUUGUUCCGUUCCAGACCCAAAUGAAAGAGACAAGGAAAUACGACAGUUGCUCGGAAUAUUGACUGGGCGAAAAUUGUCUUAUACCAAUAACCAAAUGCCUCAGGAAGCCAGGACUCAUAACGAUGCAAUACCGCACCAGUUUAAUGGUGACAAAAUAACUGAAAAAGCUGAAGUCAAUUAUCAGAAUUCAGUACCAUACAAUAUUGAAUCUAAAAACACAAGACAAACUGACCCAGAAAAGUUGAUGAAAGUUGAAAACUCUUUUAAUCUUUUUCAAAGUAAUGAAAGCUGUAAGAACUGUAGUUCUGAUGAAAAUGGACAUCACAUAGUUCCUGCCAUUAAUAAUGUCUACCAGAAGCAGAAGGAAUGUUUAUUCUUAGAUGUAGGAAAAUUCAAACAUAAAAAGCCGGUUACGUUGUCUAGAAAACAAUAUACCAAACUAAGGAAAAGUAUGCGAUCUAAAAAAAUGGACAUCAAAAGACGUCAAGCUAUUAGUAACAUCAGCAUUGUUUCAAUAGGGGAAGUUAAAAUGAAAUCGAUAUGUCCACGUGUCGUUCGUGUGAACAAAGAAGUCCAAACAGAAAAGGAUGAAAUCAAGAAAGUAUGUAUAACAGAUAGUAUGUCAUCUGGCGAGAAUGUUACACGUAGUCGUGCCUCUCAAUUAAUUUCUGAAUUCUGGCCCAUUAAACAUUCAUACCAAAAUAUCAAUGAUAACUUGAUUGCUGAGAAAGAUAAUAAAAAUAGCUCCAUACUUAAACCAAGAAAUGUGAUUUCCUCGUUAGAAGUGCGAUAUGCUAGUGUCGAGUUUAUGAAACACGUAAAUUAUUCGUCGCCCACCUGUAGUAAAGGAUUAGAAACUUCGGUCUUUUCUAGCAAUGGCCAAAAAGACAAUAUCUCCGUACAUACGAUUUUUAAAGGUCACAAGAAAUCGGUUACGCCGAAUCUUGGUACGUCCGCAUAUUCUUUGUGUUCUGGUGACAGUCUGCAAUCAACUAGGAGCAGGCAAUACCAAAUCAGAGGUUCAGAAAAGAAACCUCUGCUUCAACGAAUAGUCUCCUGCCUGUUAUUGCGAACAAAAGUUUCCGAAUUUAAGAUAGGAAGAAAGGAAGUGGAGCAACAACAGACAAGGAACAGUUCAGUAGACUCGUACCAUAUUAGUACUUCGCUUGCUUCCCCGCCAGAACUUAUUUCGGUGAAGAUGUUGAGUGGAACUGAAUUGUGUGCUGUUUCUAUUGCUGUAGCGGUAAGUGCAAAGAAGAGAAAAAACAGAUCUCGCAAAAAGGGAGAAAAUGGGCCAGACAGUAGUGCAUUGCCAGGGAGAGAAACACACCCACAUUACUGA
Leptosia nina is the source of this 2697-nucleotide messenger RNA. NCBI's taxonomy places the organism in Eukaryota, Metazoa, Arthropoda, Insecta, Lepidoptera, Pieridae. The record is from the annotation of a GenBank genome assembly.